AUGCGCAUCCCUGAACCAUGGGUGGACGCUGAGCAGAUCGGCAAGAUCCUAGACAGCUCGGGAAUUCAACACUGGGACAAACGCAUUGUGGCUUCGAAUGAUGCCUAUCAUAAAUGGGUCUUCGCGACUAUGUUCCGAGCCCUCCAACGUUACGAUCCAAACUGGCACUCCGAUGGUAAAUGCUCCGGACACGGCAUUGGCAAAGAACAUGCGGACAUCGUCGCGCCCUCAAUUGAUGUGAUGGGUUCGAUCCUGAAACGCAACGUUUACGCUCUGGCGUAG
Aspergillus udagawae is the source of this 282-nucleotide messenger RNA. RefSeq lists its product as uncharacterized. Bases 1 to 282 code for a protein of 93 amino acids. The transcript is spliced from 2 exons. NCBI's taxonomy places the organism in Eukaryota, Fungi, Ascomycota, Eurotiomycetes, Eurotiales, Aspergillaceae. The record is from RefSeq and is a predicted model, not a curated record.